Molecule: messenger RNA, 3418 nt
Organism: Labrus mixtus (cuckoo wrasse)
Lineage: Eukaryota; Metazoa; Chordata; Actinopteri; Labriformes; Labridae
Gene: spns2
Product: SPNS lysolipid transporter 2, sphingosine-1-phosphate
Exons: 13
Coding region: 370-1881 (503 amino acids)
Biological process (GO): sphingosine-1-phosphate receptor signaling pathway; lipid transport; transmembrane transport
Cellular component (GO): membrane
Molecular function (GO): transmembrane transporter activity; sphingolipid intramembrane carrier activity
Source: RefSeq, a predicted model, not a curated record
GCUCUAGUAUCAGGUGCGGCUCACAUCAUUCGCUGCAGGGCUUCACGGGAGGAGGAGUUUCACCGCGAGGUCACACCCCCUGCACUAUAGCACCAGGUCCUCCAGAAGAAUAAAAAAAAAACAUACAGAGUAGCGCACAGUCUGUCCGUCACCGCCGCGCACUGCUACAAAAAUAUGAACCCGAGCAGAGCCGCUCCUGCGCUUCAACACUUGAGACAACAAUCCCACUGCGACUAAUUCCUCCUUCAAUCACAGCCCAGCGCUCAGUCCGCUCCUUCUACAACUCCUCUCCUCUCCAUUUGAUCUGUCUCCUCUUUCUUUUAUUUUUGGUUUACUGUAAUACCUGCGCUGGAUCUUUCGUGCAAGAAAAUGUGCGUGGACAGAGACGGGUGCGAGAUUGAAGGCUGCAGCAGUUUGGACGAGGUGCGCACGCUGUCCGGCAGCAUGAGUCCCGGACUGAAAUCCAACCCGGACCUGCACCCGUGCAAGCCGGGCCACAAAUUCCGCGCCGCGCUGCUCAAAUGCCGCUCACCGGCUGCUGCUGCCGGGAUCCUCAGCUUUGGAAACGUCCUCAAUUACAUGGAUAGAUACACAGUGGCCGGCGUCCUUCAAGACAUCCAGCGGCACUACGGAGUGUCAGACAGCGGGAUCGGCUUGUUGCAAACAGUCUUCAUCUGCAGCUUCAUGGUGGCAGCUCCCAUCUUCGGUUACCUUGGCGACCGCUUCAACAGAAAGGUCAUCCUGAGCUGUGGCAUUUUCUUCUGGUCCAUUGUGACUCUGUCGAGCUCCUUCAUCAGCAGAGAGUAUUACUGGCUGUUCGUGCUCUCCAGGGGCCUCGUGGGUAUCGGAGAGUCCAGCUACUCCUCCAUCUCUCCCACCAUCAUCGGAGACUUGUUCACCAACAACAGCCGCACCAUGAUGCUCUCUGUUUUCUACCUGGCCAUCCCGCUGGGAAGCGGCUUGGGCUACAUCCUGGGCUCCAGCGCCAAGGUGGCUGCAGGAGACUGGCACUGGGCGCUGAGGGUGUCCCCAGUUUUAGGGAUCACUGCUGGGACUCUGAUCCUGGUCUUCGUGCCGGAGCCCAAGAGAGGCAGCGCCGACCAGAUGGGAGGGCGCAUCAAGCACCGCACCUCCUGGUGCUGUGACAUGAAGGCGCUCGCCAAGAAUCGGAGCUACGUGUUCUCCUCCCUGGCGUCGGCGGCGGUGUCUUUUGCCACGGGGGCGUUUGGCAUGUGGAUUCCUCUGUACCUGGUUCGGGCCCAGGUGGUGCAGAAGACAGCCGAGGCCUGCACCAAAGAGAUCUGCAGCAGCACUGACAGCUUAAUCUUCGGUGCGAUCACCUGUGUCACGGGUCUGUUGGGCGUGGUCAUCGGAGCUGCCACCACACGGUUUUGCCGGCAGAAGACCGAGCGAGCCGACCCGCUGGUGUGCGCCGUCAGCAUGCUCGGCUCGGCCAUCUUCAUCUGCCUCAUCUUCGUGGUGGCCAAGAAGAGCAUCGUGGGAGCUUAUGUCUGCAUCUUCAUAGGAGAGACGCUGCUUUUCCUGAACUGGGCCAUAACAGCAGACAUUUUAAUGUUUGUCGUCAUCCCGACGAGGAGAGCGACUGCGGUAGCCUUUCAGAGCUUCACCUCUCAUCUGCUGGGUGACGCAGGGAGUCCGUACCUGAUAGGCCUGAUCUCAGACGCCCUUCAGGAGAGCUACGCUACGUCAGCCCUGUGGAGGUUCCUCAGUCUGGGGUAUGCCCUCAUGCUCUGCCCCUUCAUCAUCGUCCUGGGGGGCAUGUUCUUCCUGGCCACCGCGCUGUUUUUCCUGGAUGACCGGGAGAAGGCCGAGAAACAGUUGAGCCAGCUGACUCUGCCCACCUCCUCAGUCAAGGUAUGACCAGGUGACAGCCAUAUGAGGAGCAAUCUGGAGGAGCAACCAAACUCGACAAGGAUGACAAAUUGGAGAUAAAAAAAAUUUUAAAAACAGGGCAGCUGAUCCACGCCUUUGAAAUCACGCCCAUGUUCUCAUCACCGCCAUCACCUCCAUGAUCAUCCCUCACCUCCUCCUCAUACUUCUGCUGCUGCUCUUCCUUUUUUUCUCGUGGAGGCCGCUCAGAACUGAAACUGAAGGGAGCGUCUUGCCCCUCUUUGAAACGCCUCCAGAUCACAGACUGUGUGUUGAUGUCGCACAGCGGUUUGCUGGACGACAGCUGGUGUCCUCCUCACCUCUGUCUGCGAGGAUCCACUGAUCCUCGCGACCCCCUCUGACUCAUGAUGCCAUACUACUGAAAGCUGACCAUGAACCUGCCCCGUCUGUCUGUCUGUCUGUCUGUCUGUCUUCACGUCUCCUAUGUGUCUGUCUGUCUGUUCCUUGGCUGUUGAUCCGCACCAAGUGCCAUGGCGUCAUUACAUUCCUUCAGACUUUGCACUGACCACCGACACUCUCAUGACUUCCAUCUCUGACUGUGUUUACAUGCACAAAAUAACCCCGCUCCUUGUUAUGAAUUCAGUUUGAUUAAGCUGCUUCUGUUAGCAGCCAGUAGAAGAAAAGUCAUUUUUAAAAACUGGACUCAUGAAGCCCCGUCUUUAGCCCCGGGUCACGAUAGAAGCUGCAAUAUUCUGCCUUUACAGACAUGUUUUUUCUCAUUAUCAGACGACCCUGCAUAUCCUAAUGUGCAGUAUUUACAUCGUGGACCUCCAUCCUGUUCACAUGGCAGAUGCAGUCUUCUUACAAUAAAACCUGUGCAUGUAAACACAGCUGUCAACCAGGAGCCAAAUAGUGUUUCAGUCGAGGGGUCAGUGAAUCAGCCUUAACAAUUUGAGCUUUGUCUGCUGUUUCUUUGCCCCCCCCCCCCCCCCCCCCCCCCACAUGUGAUUUUACUUUGAGCUUUUAGCACUUAAAUCAGCGCAGACAGCACCACAGAGCAUGACGGAGAUGAGAGAUUUCUGCACAUUAUUUCUUGUCACCAUUUUUUUUUUUUUUCUUGUUAUAUAUUUUCUGUCGUGAUGUAUGAUUUUGAAACUGGAGGUUUUUCCGCCUAUGAUUGUUUCAGGAGGGGUGUUGAUGCAAUCCGGGCAGUUUAAUAAGCGAACACUGGAUGAAAUGUUUUAUAAUUUAUAUUGUAUAUGCUUCUUUCCCCCCCUCCCCAAAAGUUAACGCUACUCUCUGGACUUUUGUUCUCGUGUAGAAGCAAUAGAAACAUGUUUUUUAAAGGAAACCAACUUUUUUGUACACACUGCCUUAUCAGUGAGCGAGGUUUCCCUUUAAAGGGGGUCAGCUCUCUGAUGAUUGGUUUUGAAUUUCUGGACACAAAACCCACACAGAGACCGAGUGGCUUUUAAUGAUGGACUCCAGUCCGCUCCAUGCUGGUUACAAUUGCAACCAUUGUCCCCCUCGCCUCGCUUUUGUACAUAUCCCAUUCCACGUCUGAUCG